GUUCGGCUCAACAGACGCUGGUCUGCCGGCGCCGGGCUGCGUCGCUGCGGGUGUCUCCGCGGCCGGGAUUGGGACGAGGAGGCAGCGGCAGGGACAGCAGACGGUGGCCGUGUUGCAGCGCGGCCGCGGCGGCUGCGCCAGGGUCCCCAGGAGGCGGCACGGGGCGUGAAUGCUCUGGGGGCGCAGCCAGGCCUGCGUGGGCCCGAGGCGGGAGGAACCCGGGCUCCGGCGUCGCGUUUCAGUUACCCUCAAGUCAACCGUGGCCUGGAAACAAAUGUUCUUCUUUUUCUGACCUUUCCUCAGAAGGUCAGCAGGAGCCUAAGGCUGGUCCACAACGUUCACCUCCUUCACCUCCUUCACCUCCUUCACCUCUCUUCAUCUCAUUCCCUAGGCAUUUUAUCAUCUAUCACAAGGGUAUCGAAACAAAGACGCAGAUCUUGAAGGCACUAGCACCUACCAUUGUCAACUGAUUCUGGAAAUCCGUUAAUUCCACUUUUUGAGCACUUAUGAAUAACCACGUAUCUUCAAAAACAUCUACCAUGAAGCUAAAACAGACCAUCAAUCCCAUUCUUUUGUAUUUCAUACAUGUUCUAAUAUCACUUUAUACUGUUUUAACGUACAUUCCAUAUUAUUUUUUGUUUGAGACAAGACAAGAAAAAGCAAACAAAAUUAAAGCAAAGCCUGUAGAUUCAAAACCUGAGUCUGCAUACAGAUCUAUUAACAGUUUGGAUGGUUUGGCUUCAGUAUUAUACCCUGGAUGUGAUACACUAGAUAAAGUUUUUAUGUAUGCAAAAAACAAAUUUAAGGACAAAAGACUGUUGGGAACACGUGAAAUUUUAAAUGAGGAAGAUGAAGUACAGCCAAAUGGAAAAAUUUUUAAAAAGGUUAUUCUUGGAAACUAUAAUUGGCUCUCCUAUGAAGAUGUCUUCGUUAGAGCUUUUAAUUUUGGGAAUGGUUUGCAGAUGUUGGGUCAGAAACCAAAGACCAAUAUCGCCAUCUUCUGUGAAACCAGAGCUGAAUGGAUGAUUGCUGCGCAGGCGUGCUUUAUGUAUAAUUUUCAGCUUGUUACCUUGUAUGCUACUCUAGGAGGUCCAGCUAUUGUUCAUGGAUUGAAUGAAACAGAGGUGACCAACAUCAUUACUAGUAAAGAGCUCUUGCAAACAAAGUUGAAGGAUAUAGUUUCGUUAGUCCCGCGCCUGCGGCACAUCAUCACUGUGGACGGUAAGCCACCAGCGUGGUCCGAGUUCCCCAAGGGCGUCAUCGUGCACACGAUGGCUGCAGUGCAGGCUCUGGGAGCCAAGGCCAGCAGAGAAAACAAACCUCUUAGCAAACCAGGGCCCUUAGAUAUUGCAGUAAUCAUGUAUACAAGUGGAUCCACAGGACUUCCGAAGGGAGUCAUGAUCUCCCACAGUAACAUUAUUGCUGGUAUAACUGGGAUGGCGGAACGGAUUCCAGGACUGGGAGAGGAAGAUGUUUACAUUGGCUAUCUGCCUCUGGCCCAUGUUUUAGAAUUAAGUGCUGAGCUUGUUUGUCUUUCUCACGGGUGCCGCAUUGGCUAUUCUUCACCACAGACUUUAGCAGAUCAAUCUUCAAAAAUAAAAAAAGGAAGCAAAGGGGAUACAACCAUGUUGAAACCAACACUGAUGGCAGCUGUUCCGGAAAUCAUGGAUCGAAUCUACAAAAAUGUUAUGAAUAAAGUGAACGAGAUGAGUAGUUUCCAACGCAAUCUGUUUAUUCUGGCCUAUAAUUAUAAAAUGGAGCAGAUUUCCAAAGGCCGUGGCACUCCACUGUGUGACAGGUUUAUUUUCCGAAAAGUUCGAGGCUUGCUAGGUGGAAAUAUUCGGCUUCUGUUGUGUGGAGGUGCUCCACUUUCUGCAACCACACAGCGAUUCAUGAACAUCUGUUUCUGCUGUCCCGUUGGUCAGGGAUAUGGACUGACUGAAUCUUGUGGUGCAGGAACAAUUACAGAAGUCUGGGACUACAAUACUGGCAGAGUGGGAGCACCAUUAGUUUGCUGUGAAAUCAAAUUAAAGAACUGGGAGGAAGGUGGAUACUUUAAUACUGAUAAACCACACCCCAGGGGUGAAAUUCUUAUUGGUGGCCAAAACGUGACAAUAGGAUACUACAAAAAUGAAGCAAAAACGAAAGCUGAUUUCUUUGAAGAUGAAAGUGGACAGAGGUGGCUCUGUACUGGAGAUAUUGGGGAGUUUGACCCCGAUGGUUGUUUAAAGAUUAUCGAUCGUAAGAAGGACCUUGUGAAACUGCAGGCCGGAGAAUAUGUUUCCCUUGGGAAAGUAGAGGCAGCUCUGAAGAACCUCUCCCUUAUAGAUAACAUUUGUGCAUAUGCAAACAGUUAUCAUUCUUAUGUCAUUGGGUUUAUUGUGCCAAAUCAAAAGGAACUAACAGAACUCGCUCGAAAGAAAGGACUUCAUGGGACUUGGGAGGAGCUGUGUAACAGCUGUGAAAUGGAAAAUGAGGUCCUCAAAGUGCUCUCUGAAGCUGCUAUUUCAGCAAGUCUAGAAAAAUUCGAAGUUCCAGUAAAAAUUCGUUUGAGCCCAGAACCGUGGACCCCCGAAACUGGUCUUGUGACAGAUGCCUUCAAGCUGAAACGUAAAGAGCUUAAAACACAUUACCAGGCGGACAUUGAGCGAAUGUAUGGAAGAAAAUAGUUCUCCUUCAGCAUCAUUUGCUACAGGGAGCUCAGAUCAAAUAGGAAAAUACUUGAAGUGCAUGUCUCCAACUGUGAGGCAAACCCCAUUCCGCAUAGUAAACCUAAACUGUUGUUUCUCAUGACGUCGCCGUUUUUACUGACAGGAUUAGUAAAACAUUAAGACAGCAAACUGGUGUCUGUCUCUUCUUUCUCUUCCCCCUUUCCAACUUACCUUACCACCUAGGACUGCACUUGUCAGCAUGAGGACUUCCUGAGUCAUUUUGGGGAACAGUGAUUUUAAAACCUCAAGUUUUUAAACAUGAUUUAUAUGUUCUGUAUAAUGUUCAGUUUGUAACUUUUUAAAGUUUGGAUGUAUAGAGGGAUAAAUAGGAAAUAUAGGAAUUGGUUGUUUGGGGGGCUUUUUUACUUACAGUAUUUAAAAAUGCAAGGGUAUGGAUGUGAAAUUGUAUAAAUUCAAACGCUUAUGAAUCAAAUCAUUGUUGAACAAAAGAUUGGUUGCUGUGUAAUUAUUGUCUUGUAUGCAUUUGAGAGAAAUAAAUAUACCCAUACUUAUGUUUUAAGAAAUUGA
Molecule: messenger RNA, 3239 nt
Organism: Callorhinus ursinus (northern fur seal)
Lineage: Eukaryota; Metazoa; Chordata; Mammalia; Carnivora; Otariidae
Gene: ACSL3
Product: acyl-CoA synthetase long chain family member 3
Biological process (GO): long-chain fatty-acyl-CoA metabolic process; long-chain fatty acid metabolic process; neuron differentiation
Cellular component (GO): plasma membrane; lipid droplet; endoplasmic reticulum
Molecular function (GO): long-chain fatty acid-CoA ligase activity
Source: RefSeq, a predicted model, not a curated record